UCCAAAGGCUGGUUCUGUAGUUAAGAGACCUUUCAGCUUCUUUUCUUCGGUCACAGUGAACUAACUCUCUGGCACCCAUCCCCUUCUUCUAUAUAUGCAAAGAAAAAUCAUAGUCUUCGCUUAUCUCUUUGCCUGCGGAGAAGAAUCUGCUACAGCUGAUCAUGGCCGGGAAUGUUCCUCCAACCAUCCUGUUUAAGGACAUAUGCUCCUUGGGGCGGAAAUCACACAUUGCCUACAUUAAAGAGAUGUCUACCGCUCUGCAGAGUCUUGGCGUUCCUGCUAGCGUGUUCCAGCCUGAAACCUAUCUGCUGCGUGGCUACACUAGUGCCUUGUUCGCUAAGCGGCUUCGUCCUUUACUGAACUACAAUGAUGCUGUUAAGUUAGAGCGUGUGCUGAAGAUCGGUAUCCAUCACCAGCAUUUCGAUAACUACCGCAGUGCAUCAGGUGAGCAAUUCUACCAUUUCCUCGAAUUCUUGAGGACUCCCGCCGGCCAGAACGCCCUGUCUCUAGUUGCUCAGCAGGACAGGCUCGCCCGGAGGGGCGGGGAGCAUUUUACCGCGCAGGAGAUGGGCUGGAUCGCCAUGUUUGAAGCCCAUCGCAAUGACCUCAAUGGGCGGCUAGACGAUGUUCGUCGUGAUCAUCAAGUUGUCAUUAAUGACCUUGAGCUUCAGCUGAGUGAAGCCCGUCACCAGCUUGAGACUGACUUGGCCCGGAUCAAGCGGAAGCACUUUCCUGCGAGUCUCUACACACCACUCUGCGAUGUCGACUUCAAUAAGGCGUGUUGGACUGAGUACACGCUUGAAUGUCGUCGGCAGAAGCGGCUACCUGUUGAUCUCCCUUUCUUCCGCCCAUGAUGCUGAGAUGAAGUUUGGCGACCAGGUUGAGAAGCAACACGUUGUUGAUUUCCUCGAUGUCGGCAAUCGCAAGAAGCAGCUCCAGGAUUACAUCGGCCGACGGUCGACGAAAUAAAAUAUCUUCCCGUGGAUAUCAGUCUCAGUUUAAAAACAAAACACCACAUGUAAACAUUUUGAGCUAGGUUGGUGUUGUAGUCGUAGUCGACCUGAA
Molecule: messenger RNA, 1065 nt
Organism: Zingiber officinale
Lineage: Eukaryota; Viridiplantae; Streptophyta; Magnoliopsida; Zingiberales; Zingiberaceae
Exons: 2
Coding region: 162-854 (230 amino acids)
Source: RefSeq, a predicted model, not a curated record